Sabethes cyaneus is the source of this 6801-nucleotide messenger RNA. It is a transcript of the gene Src64B, whose product is annotated as tyrosine-protein kinase Src64B. The transcript is spliced from 6 exons. The coding region runs from base 2261 to 3880 and encodes 539 amino acids. Lineage: Eukaryota; Metazoa; Arthropoda; Insecta; Diptera; Culicidae. Gene Ontology annotation, cellular component: extrinsic component of cytoplasmic side of plasma membrane. Gene Ontology annotation, biological process: cell differentiation; cell surface receptor protein tyrosine kinase signaling pathway; innate immune response. Gene Ontology annotation, molecular function: ATP binding; non-membrane spanning protein tyrosine kinase activity; signaling receptor binding. The record is from RefSeq and is a predicted model, not a curated record.
GGUCCCGUUAGCAUCGUAGUGUGUUUCGGUUGAAUGCGCGUUUUUAGUUCCCUGUUUUGGGGCUCUAUAGACUCUAGUAGCGAAGACAGUCAGUCAGUCAGUGAGUGCGAGAGAGGGAGGCUGCGUGUAGGUGGUGCAAAACUGGAUAUACAUUUUUUUAGUGUGAACAUUUUCCACUAGACUGAGCCGGGAACCGUUUUACCGGAAUAAGCCAAAAAAGGUGCGUGUGCAGUGGCCAUAGUUGAGCGAAAUAGGAUAGGUACCUAUACAUUUAUCGGUCGGAACGUUCUUCUUUUUCACUGGUGGGGUGAAAACGAGCCUUUCCGUUCGGUUCGGAUCUGUCACAAUAGAAGUUGCAAUUCAGAUCGGGACGAAAGACGCAAAUAGAUUUUUUUACUACUUAUUUGUUCACGAGCAUGUAACAAAACAAAACAUACUUUUAAAAGGUGUUAUUCAGUGCAUUGAGCAGAUUUUUUUUGUUACUAAAAAGGACAUCAUUUUCCGUUUCGACGUAUGAGUUCAGUGUUCCCGUGUGUGCGUGGCGGUUUUGUGUACAUGCAGUAAAAUAUAUUUUUGGGGGAGGGAAGGAGUUUCGAUUUUCCUGGCCCCUUUUUCCUAUCGAAUAGCUAAGGAGGAGGAUUUAUUUCUGCAAAAUAAACGUACAGUUUAUAAAAUGUCAACGAAUUAAGAAAAAAAGAGGUGAACGUCACGUGUUACUUUCCGGAAGAAGAAUGAAUUAAUAAGGAGUUUCAGAAAAGUGUAAGAAGAGGCAAAUUGUGUGUGAAAUUUUUUUACGAUAGCGAAGAUAUCGGAAGCUGAGAUCAAUUAAGAUUGUUCGCCGACUUUUUGCUGGUCCAGUGUAUGCUUGUGUGUUUGUAGCAGUGUACUGUGGUGUUGUUUAUGCGCUGUGACAGGAUACAAUCAUAGCAAGUAGUCGUGCCGAAGCAGAAAAGGACUCGUGGAAACACACAAACACCAAUAAACAGCCAGCAUAAAAGUUUUCAUGACGAGGCAGCAGCAAGCAGGAAGGAAAAGCUGACUUGGAUUAUGUCUACAACAUUGCGCCACUGGCAUCAACAAUAGCAGCAGAAGCAGCACCAAAUAGUACCUAGUACCUUUCGCAAAAUUGGAACCGACAGGAACCGAAUAACCAAGAUCGUAGCAUCGGAGUCCCACCCACUAGGCAACCGCAUAGUACCACGGAGAAACACGGCGAUACUUAAAAAUGGCAGUUAAAAACGACCUCUUGAGAAUAGAUUUGCUUUUUUGUCGCCCGCAGCCACAAGAACGGGUCUGCCAGUAAAACGCGCCCAGCGGUGACAACAGGAAUUUGUUUCCGUGUCCGCCACCGAGCAGUUUCGUGAAACACGUAAAAAGCAAAGGAAAAAAUAAGUAGAGAAAGCGUUAGCCCGAAACUUUUAUCUUCUUCGUCGACACUGGGCUGCCGCCGUAGUUCUGACUUGUUUUCUCAAGAACCACUCACAGCAGCUGCGACUAAUGAAAAAAUCUGACUUUUCCCAUCGUGAGGUUCUUGCAUUCAAGUGCAGCGUUUUCUUGAAGCAAAAAAUGCAUCAAAAAGUGAAAAACAAAGACAAAAGUGGGAAAUAAUUAAUUCCCAAGAAAAGUUGACCAGCGGCGGAUGCCUUCCGCCGGGCGCCCAAUAUUCUCGAAAAAGGGUUUCCACUUCAUUAGAUGACUGUAUUAUUAACGUUGAUCUCAUAUUCGCAUCAGCGCAUUCCUAGAUGAACCCUUCAUCGCCUUAACACGGCUAUCGCAAACACUGUUAAGCAUCAAGAAAUCACCAAUUCAUUUCGAAACAAGCGCAACUGCAGCAUUUAACUCGUGCCAAGAUAGUCGAGAAAUUAAUUCUAAGCAAAACAAAGUCGUAAUCGUAGUGGGUCUAAUCCCGUCUGUGUAGGACAGUCAAACAACAAGGAACGGAACGCACAUAUCCGAUCCCCCGAAAAGUAACAAUAAUUACAAGGAAAAGUUCACUGGUGCCUGGAGCCGGAAGCCAACAAACAAUAUCUUUGAAACCAUUACCAAAGGCCACAGGCGUAAAAAAAACCGUACAUUUUAGCGUGUUUACACAACAGCAGCAGCACAACCAACCACGCCCCCUUUUUAACGGCGCCGUAGCAGUGUCACAGCAUAGCGAUCAAAGAGUUUAUCACCUUUCGAAUCGAGUGUAUCGAAUAUUUUGCUCCGAUAGCUUUUCGACUCCACAGUAGCGGAAUUUCACCCACAGCAGCUGUGUAAGAUGGGCAAUAAAUGUUGCAGUAAACGUCAGGAUCAGGAACUGGCCCUCAGCUAUCCGGGCGGCUACAAGAAAGGCGAAAACUCGUUCACAUCGAACCUGUCCGGACCAAAGCACAACAAUGGCGGCGGUGGUUCGCUCGACUCCCGAUACACCCCGGACCCGAACCGGGGACAGUUGAUUAAGCAUCCCAAAGGCGGCGUGGACAUCAUCCGACCGAGGACGACACAGCUUCUACCCGGCCACAGCACCCGGCGGAUAGUGGUGGCCUUGUACAACUACAAUGCCCGCGAGGAAACGGACGUCAGCUUCGUCAAGGGCGACCGGAUGGAGGUGCUGGACGACACCGAGUCCGACUGGUGGCGUGUGGUUCACCUCAAAACACGCCAGGAAGGUCUCAUUCCGUGGAACUUUGUCGCCGAGGACCGGAGCGUCAAUAGCGAGGAUUGGUUUUUCGAGAAUGUAUCACGAAAGGAAGCGGACAAGUUGCUGCUGGCGGCGGAAAAUCCACGAGGCACCUUCCUGGUGCGACCGUCCGAGCACAACCCGAACGGGUUUUCGCUGUCCGUUAAGGAUUGGGAGGAAACCAGAGGCUACCACGUGAAGCAUUACAAGAUCAAACCGCUGGACAAUGGAGGUUACUAUAUUGCAACGAAUCAGACGUUCCCCUCGCUACCGGCGCUGGUGAUGGCAUAUUCCAAAAACGCACUCGGAUUGUGCCAUGUGUUAUCGAGUCCAUGUCCCAAACCACAACCACAGGUGUGGGAUCUUGGUCCGGAGCUUCGAGACAAGUGGGAAAUCAAUCGGAACGAAAUUCAACUGAUUCGUAAGCUAGGUCACGGCAACUUUGGCGAGGUGUACUACGGCAAGUGGCGUAACAACAUUGAGGUUGCUGUUAAAACUCUUCGCGAGGGUACCAUGUCGACGCAGGCCUUCCUUCAGGAGGCGGCGAUUAUGAAAAAAUUCCGUCACAGUAGACUAGUCGCGUUGUACGCGGUCUGUUCCAAAGAAGAGCCCAUCUACAUCGUCCAGGAGUACAUGUCCAAGGGAAGUUUGCUGGACUACCUGCGAACGGGCGACGGUCAGUUUUUGCAGUUUGAGGAUCUGAUCUACAUCGCGGCCCAGGUUGCGUCCGGCAUGGAGUACUUAGAGCUCAAACAGUUGAUACACAGGGAUCUGGCCGCUCGCAACGUACUGAUUGGGGAAAACAACGUAGCAAAGAUCUGUGAUUUCGGCCUGGCCCGAGUGAUAGCGGACGACGAGUACUGUCCGAAGCAGGGCUCCCGGUUUCCGGUCAAAUGGACCGCCCCGGAGGCAAUCGUGUACGGCAAGUUCUCCAUCAAGUCGGACGUCUGGUCGUACGGUAUCCUGCUGAUGGAACUGUUCACGUACGGCCAGGUACCCUAUCCGGGAAUGCACAGCCGCGAAGUGAUUGAACAGAUCGAACGGGGCUACCGAAUGCCAAAGCCAACGAAUCAUCACCUGCCGGACGACAUCUACAGUCUGAUGCUCAAGUGCUGGGACGCGAUACCGGAGAAGCGUCCGACGUUCGAGUUCUUGAAUCACUAUUUCCAGAACUUUACCGUCACCUCGGAGGUGCCCUAUCGAGAGGUGCAAGACUAAGCGGGGGAGGGGGUGGAGCAGCAGCUAAUAAAGUCUGAGACGGUUCAUGGAUCCCUGUUUUGCUCUUUCGUGGGCGGGAAAGUUUAAGGAAAAGGGCGAGCAAGGGAGAUGUGCACAGGCGAGCGGGUGUCCUACUUCACUAGUGUAGUAAGCUUAACUACUGAUUUACACUCACAUACAUACACACAUACAGACAGACAGCCACGCGCAAAGAGAGAAGAUGGGUGGACAUCUCAUGUAGAUUAAAGUUUACACUUACAUGCAUCACACACACUCACACAUCAACCAUCGCUUUACGUUGCAACUUGUAACCGUAUAAAUUAGAUCGACAAAGCUGUGUUUUAAUCGGUAGGCUAGAGCUGAGUCAAUGAAUCGAGAGUUUCGGUUUUAGCGACGACGGUACAAUUUCGUCAGUUUAAUCGUGCAUGCUAGAUUAGCUGUGUAUGGACGAGUCGCAAACUAGCGCGUUUUAGUAGAAAAUCUACAUCUAGGUAUUAGCGGUAGCUUGCGUUUGAAUUUAAAUAAGAAUACACACUUUCAGUAGGUGUUUGAUUUUUUUUUGCCACGAUUUCUUGAUGUUACUUGAAUAAUGGUAUGAAAAAUGCCAAAGAACUAACCUGUAUUUUUCUGUUGAUCGAAAUUAAAUUUUAAUGAAGUGUGUUUUUGAUAGUAAUUAUGGAAAUAGAUGCUCUUGUUUACAGAAGGUAACACUUAAAUUCCGCUUUGGAUUAUUUAUUUAAAUGGUUUUGAAAGUUUAGCACAUGAACUCCAAAAUUUCUAAUCUCAUGCAUUGUUUUAACUGUCAGAAUGGUGUUUUUUUUUCGAAUUGCUCCAUUGUUUGUUCGUUGGUUGAAGAUUAUUUAUUCAGCAAGAGCGAAUUUUAGACCUAUUUGUCAAGGUCAUUUGUUAAAAGACAAAAACAUUUGCUUUCCACAAACAGUUUACCAUAGUUUUCGCACUUAAAAAGCUAAACACGUAUUCUCUCAUCAUUGAUGCAGCAUAAACUUCAACUACGUACGUGCGUGAUGAAUAUAAGAAAAAGUGCGGCAGACUUUUAGAUUUAGAGUAGCGUAGUUCGGUGGUAAAGCGAAAGCGGAAUAAAAACUAAAUGAAAAAAAAACAACCUGUAAUACUAGUCGUCAACACACAGAUUCAUUCGUCAGCGCAGUGAAACCUUUUGUAAUAUAGUUUUCUUUUAGUAGUGAAAAAACAAACAUCUAUUUAGUCAAAUUACCCCCUCUUCGGCAGACAGACGCAAAGUAAAACCAGUUAUAAACUGUGUCUCAAACAGAAAAAUCACGAACAAAUACCACAAACUGCCAUUUUUACAUUGUUCAUUUCUAAUUUAGUCUAAAUACCACGUUUUUUUUCAUUUUACAUAUAUUUUCUACUGUAUCUUCAAACGUAUUCAACAAAAAUAUGAAAAGUUAUGCACUGAGGUGUCGUGAUUAUAGUUGAGAUUUCUCUGCAAGAGAGGAGUAUGUUUUCAAUUUCCCAUUUGUUCGAAACAAGACGAGUGACCAAAUGGCGACCGUCCUGUUCAGCACAACAAACUAAACCUAAUAUACAUUUCACGAACUGCAUCUUGAUUAUUUUAAGAGAAAGAAAGGAAAGCUGCAAGAGAAAGGGUAAUGUUGCAUUGGAAUAAUAAAUUAAAUUAUGCAUAUAAGUAACCGACGCAACUGAAGAAUCACUUUUACGACUAUUUAUAUUUAUAUAAAUUAAGUUACUGAACAUAUAAUUAGACAUACCUACCAAUUACCUUUAUCGUUCGGUUUCGACUAAAAACCUAAAAAAAACGAAAGUGAAAAAUGCAUUCAAAUUUUAUCUGCGUACGAAACAAAAAUUAAUCAUCAAACCGGAAGUCACAACUUUUACUCUCUAUUCUAUAUCUCUGAACCUAUCGAAAUUUAGCAAAGUGUACACCAGAAAGAGGUAUUCUCAAAGCGAGAGAAAAAAAAAACUACUAACAAGAAAACGCGUUUCUGUCCACUAAUAUAAAACAAAAAACCAACAAAAUACGGGAGACAAAAUUACAUUUUUCAACAGAUGCUGAUCGCUCUCGCCAGCAGAGCGGAGCACCCAUACAGAAACAUGGAACUACCACUAGCUACAAUAUAGAAAACAAUUUUAAUACCUUUUCAUUCCAUAGAUAACAACACCGCAACAAUACAUGAAAUUAAAAACACAAAAAAACAAAAAAUACAGAAUCAAUUUUUAACCAAUAUCCCUGCAAACGAAAGAUGAUGACGUUUACAAUCGAAUCAAUUUUUACAAGCCGAAAUGUGCUAAAAACAAUUUUAUACACUCUAGCAAAAGCUACCCAAUCUCUAAAAUACAUAUUAACAACCAAUACCCACACACCCACUCUCCAGCCACUCAGCCAGGCAGGCAGGCCGGCAGGCAGCCCGCGUUGCUAAUCAUUCGAAGAUGUUACUAUAUACCUAUUAUUUGUUUGUUUUUCGACUUAUCGUUCGGGAAACGGAAAGCUUCGGCCAUAUACAAUAGGGACACCGACCCGGACGAACGGAACGGAUCAGAAGAGAGGAGAUUGUUUCCGGCGAGAGCGUGGACAUUUUCGAGUGUGCAACAAAAUAAAACAAAAAAAAAACCAACAGACAAACAACCGCAUUUUAGUGUUUUUAGAUACCCCUAAACGCGAUGCGAGUCGAAACCAUGCUCGAUGAGCAGGACCCGCUGCUGGGUUGGUUGAGCUAGUUUAGCAGUAGCCACCGCGCGGAACGUGUCCGAAAGGCAGUACUAACGAGAAACAACAGAACAAGAAUAUUAUUCAUAAGCUCUAUUCGUAUAAGGCAAAACACAGACACACACACAAAAUGAUACACACAAGCAAGUGGUAAAAACCAAUUCUAUGUUUAGUGGUUUGUUGUAUGAUAAACAAAAAAUAAUAAAAAAGAAAA